AUGUCUACUGCUCCAUUUGAUGAUAUUAAGCUAGAAGAUAUUCCUGUCGAUGACAUUAGUUUCACCGAUCUAGAGAAAGAAUACCAAUUGGAAGAUGAAUUUGAAUUUGACCAAUAUGUUGUUGUCACUGGUGCUCCAGUGAUUCCAGAAUCUAAGGUCCCUGUUCUACAAAAGGCCCUAACUGGUUUGUUCUCCAAGGCUGGUAAAGUCGUUAACAUGGAAUUCCCAAUCGACCAAGACAGCAAGAAAUCUAAGGGUUUCUUGUUUGUUGAAUGUGCUUCCCCAGAGGACGGAAAGAAGAUCAUUAAGGCUUACCACGGUAAGAGACUGGAUUUGAAGCAUCGUCUUUUCAUCUACACUAUGAAGGACGUUGAAAGAUACAACUCUGAUUCCUUCUCUGCUGAUUUCAAAGAACCAGAAUUACCAGAGUUUGUUUCUUCCGGUUCUUUAACUUCUUGGUUAUUAGAUGAAGAAAACAGAGAUCAAUUUGUUGUUCAAAAUGAUAACGACACCACUGUCUUCUGGAACACUAGAUACGAAGAAAAGAUCGAAAAUUCUAUUGUCGAGUCCAGAAAGGACUGGUCUUCCAACUAUGUUAGAUUUUCUCCAAAGGGUAGUUAUCUAUUUUCAUACCACCCACAAGGUGUCACUGCAUGGGGUGGUGCUAACUUUGAUCGUCUAAGAAGAUUCUUUCAUCCAAACGUUAGAACCUCCUCUGUGUCUCCAAACGAAAAAUAUUUGGUCACUUUUUCUUCUGAACCAAUUGUCUUAACUGAAGACCCAGAUUCUCCGUUCACUUUGAAGAAUGAAGGUCAUCAAAUCUGUAUCUGGAAUAUUUCUUCUGGUUUGUUGUGUGCUUCUUUCCCAUUCGUUAAAGGUCCAAACACUAACUGGCCUCUUGUUAAAUGGUCCUUCGACGAUAACUACUGUGCCCGUAUGGUUGCUGAUAACUUGGUUGUUCAUGAUGCAUCAAAUAACUUCCAAGCCAUGGCUAACAAGGGUUUGAAGGUUGCAGGUAUUAGAGAUUUCUCUUUUGCUCCAACAGGUGUCGAAGUGGCUCCAUUCAGAAAGGGCGAUAAACCAUCUGUCCUAUUGGCUUAUUGGACCCCUGAAACUAACAACAUGUCUUGUAAAGCCAGUGUUGUCGAAGUCCCACGUGGUAGAGUAUUGAAGACUGUCAAUUUUGUUCAAGUCUCUGACGUGACAUUCCAUUGGCAAAACAAGUCCGAAUACUUGGCCUUCAAUGUCACUAGACAUACCAAAUCUGGUAAGACCAAGUUUUCCAACUUGGAUAUCUGUCGUUUGACCGAAAAAGAUAUCCCCGUGGAAAAGAUCGAAUUCAAAGAACGUGUCUUUGAAGUUGAAUGGGAAAAUAAUGGUAACAGAUUCAUUACUAUUUCUAUCGAUGAUGAAACUGAUGAUGGUAAUCCAUCUAUUCCAAGAAAUAUUGUCAGUUUCUUUGCCCCAGAGAAGAAGGACGCUAAGAGCAAGUCUGCCAUUGGUGUUGUCAGUAAGUGGAAGCUUGCCGCCAAGUUAACUGAGAGAUUCUUGAACACUAUCUCUUGGUCUCCAGCCGGUAGAUUUGUUAUUGUUGCGUCUAUCAUCAAACCAAACAUGCGUAAGUGUGAAUUGUUAUUCUACGACAUGGAUUACACUGGUGAAAAGAAUGCUAAUGAUGUUGAAGAUGUUGAAGCUUCUAUCAAGGAAAUUGCCUCUAUCAAUAACGCCAGUUUCACAGAUUUGACAUGGGAUCCAUCUGGUCGUUUUGCAACUGGUUGGUCCAGUGCUUUGAAACAUAAGGUUGACAAUGGUUUCAAGAUAUAUGAUGUCUCCGGUACUUUACUAAAGGACGAAGAUGUUCCAAACUUCAGAAACUUUAUCUGGAGACCAAGACCAGAAUCCAAAUUAUCAAAUGCUGAGAAGAAGAAGGUCAGAAAGAACUUGAAGGAAUGGACUGCUCAAUUCAGUGAACAAGAUCACAUGGCUGCUGACACUGCGGUUAGAGACUUGAUCUUGAAGCAACGUGCUAUGUUGAAGGAAUGGACCCAGUACAGAACCGAAUCAUGUGCUCAAACCGAACAAGAAUUCGGUUACAAAACAUUUGACAUUGAACAGGAUAACUCUGAUGAGGACUACACUGUUGUUGAAGAAUUCAAGGAAGAGGUUGUUUCAGAGACCUCAGAAAAGGUCACCGAAUAG
Molecule: messenger RNA, 2199 nt
Organism: Maudiozyma barnettii
Lineage: Eukaryota; Fungi; Ascomycota; Saccharomycetes; Saccharomycetales; Saccharomycetaceae
Gene: PRT1
Product: translation initiation factor eIF3 core subunit b
Exons: 1
Coding region: 1-2199 (732 amino acids)
Biological process (GO): translational initiation
Cellular component (GO): eukaryotic translation initiation factor 3 complex
Molecular function (GO): translation initiation factor activity; RNA binding; translation initiation factor binding
Source: RefSeq, a predicted model, not a curated record